Messenger RNA from Eptesicus fuscus (big brown bat), 1519 nucleotides. It is a transcript of the gene ANKRD34B, whose product is annotated as ankyrin repeat domain 34B. The coding region runs from base 8 to 1519 and encodes 503 amino acids. The record is from RefSeq and is a predicted model, not a curated record. NCBI's taxonomy places the organism in Eukaryota, Metazoa, Chordata, Mammalia, Chiroptera, Vespertilionidae. Gene Ontology annotation, molecular function: protein binding. The transcript has a single exon.
UUUGAAGAUGGAUGAAGGUGUAGAAAUUUCAAGUGAUGGAAAUUCCCUGAUAAAAGCAGUCCACCUGAGCCGGCUUCGCCUCACAAGACUCUUGCUAGAAGGUGGCGCCUACAUCAAUGAGAGCAAUGACCGAGGGGAAACACCUUUAAUGAUCGCCUGUAAGACCAAACAUGUGGACCACCAGAGUGUCAGUAAAGCCAAAAUGGUUAAAUACCUGUUAGAAAACAAUGCUGAUCCCAACAUACAGGACAAAUCUGGGAAAACCGCUUUGAUGCAUGCUUGCUUAGAGAAAGCUGGCCCUGAAGUUGUUUCCUUGCUUCUACAAAGUGGGGCCGAUCUCAGCUUGCAAGACCAUUCUGGUUACUCAGCCCUUGUUUAUGCUCUAAAUUCAGAAGAUAAAGAGACCCUGAAAGUUCUACUUAGUGCUUGCAAGGCUAAAGGAAAAGAAGUCAUUAUCAUAACUACAGCGAAAUCGCCCUCUGGGAGGCACACUACCCAACAGUACUUAAAUAUGCCUCCUUCGGAUAUAGAUGGCUGUCAUUCCCAAGCCACCUGUGCCACUCCUUCAGAAAUAGACAUAAAAACAGUCUCGAUGCCACUUUCACAUUCUUCUGAAACUGAAAUGAGAGUUUUUGGCUUUAACGAUCUGGAGGUCUCCGGAAGCCGCGAUGAUACCCGGGACCUGGGCUCCCCUGUGAGGAAGCCUGCUGUGGCCCUAAAUGGGUCCAAGCCACCCUGGGUCAAGAGUGCCCCCCCAUUAAUGAACAGGGUGGCCUCUUUGCAAGAGGAGCUCCAGGAUAUUACCCCAGAGGAGGAAUUAUCCUACAAAACCAACGGGCUGGCACUUUCCAAGCGAUUCAUCACGAGGCACCAAAGUAUUGACAUAAAAGACACAGCACAUUUGCUAAGAGCCUUUGAUCAGGCCAGCUCAAGAAAGACGUCAUAUGAUGAAAUGAAUUACCGAUCAUGUUUUUCAGAAGGAAACCAGCAAUGCAUUGAAAUCCCUAUUGACCAGGACCCAGACUCUAACCAGACAAUAUUUGCUUCCACCUUAAGAAGUAUAGUUCAAAAAAGAAACUCAGGGGCAAACCACUACAGCUCCGAUUCCCAGCUCUCAGCUGGUCUAAUCCCUACAACUUCAGAAGAUGGCAAAGCACUUACAGGGAAGAAAAAGAUCCUCUCACCAACUCCUUCCUUGUUGUCAGGGUCCAAAGACUUGUUGGAGAACAUUCCCCCAGGUUCCCUGAGCAGGAGGAACCAUGCAGUGUUAGAAAGGCGUGGGUCAGGAGCCUUCCCUUUAGAUCACAGUUUUCCCCAAACCAGACCAGGCUUUCUGCCACCCUUAAAUAUGAAUCCUCACCCUCCCAUCACAGAUAUCAAUGUCACCAAGAUUCCCAGCCUUCUUUCUUGCGGUCAAAAAGUGCUUAUGCCAACAGUUCCUAUUUUCCCUAAAAGUAAAAAAAUGUUAAGGAGACAGUCAUUGCAAACAGAACAAAUUAAGCAGUUAGUAAAUUUUUAA